AUGGUGGGCGAAGGUCCUUACCUUAUUUCGAACUUGGACCAGCCAGGCCAUCGGAGAACCUUUACAGAGAAAUAUAACCAUAGCCUGAGAACCAUGAUUCCGGUGCGGCCCUGCGCAAGGUUGGCAUCCAACCCGGUGGACGACGCUGGGCUGUUCUCCUUUGCCACGUUUUCUUGGCUCACGCCAAUAAUGGUCCAAAGCUACAGGAACACACUGACGGUGGACAGCCUGCCUCCACUAUCGCCCUAUGACUCAUCUGACAUCAACACCAGGAGAUUUCAAGUCCUGUGGGAUGAAGAGAUUGAAAAGGUAGGCCCCGAGAAGGCCUCUCUGGGCCGCGUGGUCUGGAAAUUCCAGAGGACGCGUGUUCUCAUGGAUAUUGUGGCCAACAUCCUGUGCAUCGUCAUGGCAGCCAUAGGGCCGACGAUUCUCAUUCACCAAAUCCUCCACCACAUUACCAGUCUCUCUAGCAAAGUCUGGGUCGGCAUCAGCCUGUGCCUGGCCCUUUUUGGCACCGAGUUUACCAAAGUCCUCUUCUGGGCCCUUGCCUGGGCCAUAAACUACCGCACGGCGAUACGGUUGAAGGUGGCUCUCUCCACCCUGGUUUUUGAAAACCUGCUGUCCUUCAGGACUUUGACUCACAUCUCUGCGGGCGAGGUGCUCAACAUCCUAUCAAGUGAUAGCUAUUCCUUGUUUGAGGCUGCCUUGUUUUGUCCCUUGCCAGCCACCAUCCCCAUCCUCAUGAUCGUUUGUGCAGUGUACGCCUUUUUCAUUCUGGGGUACACAGCUCUCAUCGGGAUAUCCAUAUAUAUCAUAUUCAUCCCCAUUCAGGUGUUUAUGGCCAAACUCAAUUCAGCUUUCCGAAGAUCAGCAAUUUCUGUGACAGACAAGCGUGUUCAGACCAUGAACGAGUUUCUGACCUGCAUCAAGCUGAUUAAAAUGUACGCUUGGGAGAAAUCUUUCAUAAAUGCCAUUCAAGAUAUACGAAAGAGGGAAAAGAAAUUAUUGCAGAAAGCUGGCUAUGUCCAAAGUGGGAACUCGGCCCUGGCUCCCAUAGUGUCCACCAUGGCCAUCGUGUCAACGUUCACCUGCCACAUCUUACUGAAACGCAAUCUCACUGCCCCUGUGGCAUUUAGUGUGAUUGCCAUGUUUAAUGUAAUGAAGUUUUCAAUUGCAAUCUUGCCUUUCUCGGUCAAAGCAAUGGCCGAAGCCAGUGUCUCUCUAAGGAGAAUGAAGAAAAUUCUCAUAGCGAAAAGCCCCCCGUCUUACGUCACCCAACCAGAAGACCCAGAUACUAUCUUGCUUUUAGCAAAUGCCACUCUGACAUGGGAGCAAGAAACCGUCAGCAGAGGUGAGCCAAAGAAAGCACGGGACCAGAAAAGCUGCUUUUUCAAGAAACAGAGGCCAGAGGUAAACGGUGAGCAGAGCUCACCAGCCCAGGAGGUUGCCGGCCCAGAGGGGCAAAGUGACAGACCCAAGUCGGUUCUUCACAAUAUCAGCUUUGUGGUGAGAAAGGGGAAGGUGUUGGGAAUAUGUGGGAAUGUUGGAAGUGGGAAGAGCUCCCUCAUUUCAGCUCUCCUAGGACAGAUGCGGUUGCAGAAAGGGGUCGUGGCUGUCAAUGGUCCCUUGGCCUAUGUUUCCCAGCAAGCCUGGAUCUUCCAUGGAAAUGUGCGAGAGAACAUCUUAUUUGGAGAGACGUACAAUCACCAAAGAUAUCAGCACACGGUUCAUGUCUGUGGCCUGCAGCAGGACCUGAACAACCUCCCUUACGGAGACCUGACCGAGAUUGGAGAGCGGGGUGUCAACCUCUCUGGGGGACAGAGGCAGAGGAUCAGCCUGGCCCGUGCUGUCUACUCCAACCGUCAGCUCUAUCUGCUGGAUGACCCGCUGUCAGCCGUAGAUGCCCAUGUGGGGAAACAUGUCUUUGAAGAGUGCAUCAAGAAGACACUCAGGGGGAAGACCAUUGUCUUGGUGACUCAUCAAUUGCAGUUCCUAGAGUCUUGUGAUGAAGUCAUUUUACUAGAGGAUGGGGUGAUUUGUGAAAAGGGAACCCACAAGAAGUUAAUGGAAGAGAGAGGGCGCUAUGCAAAGCUGAUUCACAAUCUCCGAGGGUUGCAAUUUAAGGAUCCAGAGCACAUUUACGAUGAAGCCAUGGUAGAAACUCUGAAGGAGAGCCCUGUUUGGAAACAUGAAGAAACUGUCUUGUCUUCAGGAGAUGAGAAAGAUGAAGGAAAAGAGCCUGAAACAGAUUCAGAAUUUGUAGACAUAAAAGUUCCAAUGCACCAGCUUGUCCAGAGCGAAUCCCCCCAGGAAGGAGUCGUGACCUGGAAAACAUAUCACACGUACAUUAAGGCUUCUGGAGGGUACCUCUCCUCUCUCCUGGUGAUGUCUUUGUUCUUCAUGAUGAUGGGCAGCUCUGCCUUCAGCACCUGGUGGCUGGGUCUCUGGCUAGACACGGCCCCCCCGGUGAGUUUCCAUCAGCAGUUCAAUCAGACUGUGUUUGAUAAUGGAACGAUGCUGGUAGACACCAAACAACACAUAUACCGGUGGGUGUACGCGACAAGCAUGAUGGCUGUGCUGGUGUUCGGAAUCAUCAAAGGCUUCACCUUCACCAACAUUACACUGAUGGCUUCCUCCUCACUGCACAACAGAGUGUUUCAGAAGGUCAUAAAGAGUCCAAUGAGCUUCUUUGACACAACCCCCACAGGCCGGCUAAUGAACCGUUUUUCUAAAGAUAUGGAUGAACUGGAUGUGAGGCUGCCAUUUCAUGCUGAGAACUUUUUACAGCAGUUUUUUAUGGUGAUAGUAAUUCUGCUAAUAUUGGCUGCUGUGUUUCCUGCAGUCCUUUUGGUUCUGGCUGGUCUUACCAUACUCUUCAUCGUUCUUUUACGCAUUUUUCACCGGGGAGUCCAGCAGCUCAAACAGGUGGAGAACAUUAGCCGGUCACCUUGGUUCUCCCACAUCACCACCUCCAUCCAGGGCCUGGGCGUCAUCCAUGCUUACAACAAAACGGAGGCUUGCAUCAGAAAGUUUAAGGUGCUAAACGAUAAGAACUCCAGCCACCUGCUGUACUUCAACUGUGCUCUCAGGUGGUUUGCACUCCGAAUGGAUGUCCUCAUGAACAUCGUCACCUUGGCUGUGGCCUUGUUGGUGACCCUGAGUUUCUCCUCAAUCAGUGCUUCAUCCAAAGGCUUGUCAUUGUCAUACAUCAUCCAGCUCAGCGGCCUGCUGCAGGUGUGUGUGCGGACGGGCAUAGAAACGCAAGCCAAGUUCACCUCUGUGGAGCUACUCAGGGAGUACAUUUCGCACUGCGUUCCUGAAUGCACCCACCCCUUCAAAGAGGGGACCUGUCCCAAGGACUGGCCAAGCCGUGGGGAGAUCACUUUCAAGGACUACCGGAUGCGAUACAGAGACAACACCCCCCUUGUUCUCGACGGGCUCAACUUGAACAUCCAGAGUGGGCAGACAGUUGGCAUUGUGGGAAGAACAGGAUCUGGAAAGUCUUCACUGGGAAUGGCUCUGUUCCGUCUGGUGGAGCCGGCCAGUGGCACGGUCUUCAUUGACGAGGUGGAUAUCUGCACCGUGAGUUUGGAAGACCUCCGAACCAAGCUGACUAUGAUCCCUCAGGAUCCUGUCCUGUUUGUAGGUACAGUAAGGUUCAACUUGGAUCCUCUCAAGAAUCACACCGAUGAGAUGCUCUGGCACGUUCUGGAAAGAACAUUCAUGAAAGACACAAUAAUGAAACUCCCUGAGAAAUUACAUGCAGAAGUCACAGAAAAUGGGGAAAACUUCUCAGUAGGGGAACGCCAGCUACUUUGUAUGGCCCGAGCACUUCUCCGUAAUUCAAAAAUCAUUCUUCUUGAUGAAGCUACUGCCUCUAUGGACUCCAAGACAGACACCCUUGUUCAGAGCACUAUCAAAGAGGCCUUUAAAGGGUGCACGGUGUUGACCAUCGCCCACCGACUAAACACGGUUCUCAACUGUGACCUCGUCCUGGUCAUGGAGAAUGGGAAGGUGAUUGAGUUUGAGAAGCCGGAAGUCCUUGCUGAGAAGCCCAAUUCUGCAUUUGCAAUGUUACUAGCAGCCGAAGUUGGAUGGUAAACAUCCCUGUGUGGUGGACCUAAGUCGGAUAUGUGAGAUGAGUUGGAGUCUGCUGGCCAGAUGAGUUCAUCCCUGCAGAUAGCCCUGGCCAUGGUCCCUCCCACCCAUGAAGCACUGGCUGAGCUGAGGCUGAAGGUGUCCUCCUGCCCAGC
Messenger RNA from Jaculus jaculus (lesser Egyptian jerboa), 4253 nucleotides. It is a transcript of the gene Abcc12, whose product is annotated as ATP binding cassette subfamily C member 12. NCBI's taxonomy places the organism in Eukaryota, Metazoa, Chordata, Mammalia, Rodentia, Dipodidae. Gene Ontology annotation, molecular function: ABC-type transporter activity; ATP hydrolysis activity; ATP binding. Gene Ontology annotation, biological process: transmembrane transport. Bases 1 to 4101 code for a protein of 1366 amino acids. The record is from RefSeq and is a predicted model, not a curated record. The transcript is spliced from 29 exons. Gene Ontology annotation, cellular component: membrane.